ACGUAUUUAGUUUGGGUUUAAGAAUGGAUUGAACUUUGUACCCCGACUUCUACUAGUACCGCCAUGAUAUUGGACGAUGAUGUAAACAAAACCCAGGAACCUUAGCAAACAUCCAGUCACAUGGAUCUAGACAACGACAARAUGGCGGCACAGGUCUGUGGUGAUGUUAGUGAAGCUAUCGAAAUUUGCCCGAUUAGACAACUUUAUUUAAAGCCAAUUGCCAAGCUAUGUAUCUCAGUAACACUUCCAGAGAUUAAGGUAGCUGGCGUUUCAAUUUCUAACUGGGAAGUAAUGGAAAAACUAAAGGCAAUGGUGUCUCCAGAUCAGUUUGCUGUACUUCGUGUUGUGGAGUCGACUUUGGAAACUAUUCGUUUUGAGGGGGAAACAGAAACUAAAGCAGCCAUAUCUAAGUUCUUAAGUAAACUAGAUGGAAAUAUGAUUAAACUCAGUGGUUUUGCAGAGCCUUUGAGGGUUAAAGCUGUUGAAGCAAAGGUGAAAUUUCCUUCGAGACACGAGUGGGAUUCGUUCUUUAGGGACGCAAAUAAUCUGAAUGAAUGUAAUCCAGGCGAACGACCAGACACGGUUGUCAUUAAAGGAUUACCGUCUAAAUGGUUUUCAUCUCAGGAUGCAAGUGAUAAGCCUAGUGAAGAGGUCGUCAAAUCCGUUUUUCAGUAUUUUGGGGAAAUUCGCACGAUAGACAUCCCAAUAUUGGAUAAAUAUAGACAAAGAAUGAGCAAAACUGGGAAUGAAUUUCAGACAUUUUAUUUUGGUUCUCAUUUACAUUUUGAUGUUUAUAUCCAGUAUUCACAGUAUCAAGGAUUUGUUGCUGCUAUGUCUGGUUUAAAAGGGAAGAAAGUUGUUCAUAUUUCAGGAGAAGGAAGAGCUGCUGCUGCAAAUAUCCAGGUGGAUUUUGAUAGGACRUGUCAUCUCAGUGCAAAAAAUAUUCAAAAAAGAAAUAAUGAAAGACAGAAAUUAAUAGAAAAAGACCUUAAAGAAGAAGAAAGGAAUAGAAAAGAAAAAGAGGAAGAAGAACGGAGAAAAAAUCAGGAAAGAUUAGAAAUUCAAAAGCGAGAAGCYGAAAAGGUUCGACAAAUGAUGGAAGAACUUAGGAAAAAGGAAGAAAGAAGAAAACAGAGAGAAGAAAAAAGAAAGAGGAAACUGGAAGAGGUUCAAAGAAAAGAAGAGGCAAGGAAAGAAAAGGAAAGGCGAAUUGCUGAGAAAAGAMUGAGACUGGAAAACCAAAGAAAAGAAGAAGCAAUUCAUUUGAUGGGUGAGCUGAUCAAGAGAAUAGAAGAAAAGAAAGCUGAAGAGGAAGCAGAAAAAAGAAAGAGAGCCAAAGAACUACAAAUUUUAAAGCAAAUUGAGGAAAAUAAAAGGAAACAAGAAGAAGAAARAUUAAAAAGGGAAGAAGAAGAAAGAAUGAAACAUGAAAAACUUGAGCAACAAGAAAAGGAACUAAGAGAAAAAUUGAUUAAAAAUUUACAUGUUAUGAAGGAAAGAAAAAAUGAACUAGAAAGAGAGCUUYUGAGAAAGCAAGUUGCCAAGAAAACUAAGUUAUCAUCAGUUGUUAGKAAAAAUGUACCAGAAUAAUGAUAAAUAAAAGAUGUUAUCAGUAGGCAGCUACUGUUUAUGA
Molecule: messenger RNA, 1633 nt
Organism: Actinia tenebrosa (Australian red waratah sea anemone)
Lineage: Eukaryota; Metazoa; Cnidaria; Anthozoa; Actiniaria; Actiniidae
Product: A-kinase anchor protein 17A
Source: RefSeq, a predicted model, not a curated record